Molecule: messenger RNA, 348 nt
Organism: Symbiodinium necroappetens
Lineage: Eukaryota; Dinophyceae; Suessiales; Symbiodiniaceae
Source: the annotation of a GenBank genome assembly
GCCCUUGGCCGCGGGGAGCUUUCAAAGUAUUUCCGUGGCCCGUACCUGAGAGGCCAAGUCUACGAAGGCUCGCUCUACUCGAGUGGCUUCCUGGACGAGCUGCUGACGUUCGACUACACAGCAUCGGAUGGUCUGGUGCAAGUGUGGCAACACGCAGUAAUGUUGUGCGAUCCUGAAGACCAACAAGGCCCAGGUGAACGGGACCUUUGUGUGCUUUACCACUACACGAACGAGCUGGCCUUCCGCAAUGUGGCCAACAUGGAGCAGACCAUUGCCGAGCUUUUUGCAUCGCUGGUGGACUCCAGGGCCCACUUCGGGAAGGGCGUCUACUGUACUCAGCACGAACCA